This is a messenger RNA of Salmo salar (Atlantic salmon), 3306 nucleotides long. Lineage: Eukaryota; Metazoa; Chordata; Actinopteri; Salmoniformes; Salmonidae. The record is from RefSeq and is a predicted model, not a curated record.
AUGAAAAUCUGGUGCGCCGCUUCAUGCAUCCUUCGGCGUGAAGUUCGCUGUACGCGAGACAUUAGUUAACAGGAAGAAAAUGCAUUGGUUCUGUUGGAUGAAAGAUGCAGUAGGAGGGAGUUUUAAAACUGCCUUUCGAAUAUUAGUUAAGUAAAUGCCCUGCGUGAUAGCUUGCUUACAAUAUAUCGAUGAAACAAACUCAACUUGAAUAGCAUUCCAGUGUUGGAAUGUUGCUUUGAGGACAACUCAUUGACGCUCCCUACGCUUGAAACCAUCCCAGCUUUCAGCCCGCCUCCAACGGCUGGAGCACAGGACCUCAUUGCUGGGUGGCUGCUUACUGUGUUCUGGCUCACGGGGAGACGAACUGUACUGACCACUGACCCCGUAGUUGGCACAGCCUUCCCAGGGUUGCAACUAUCCCUGCGGUUGCACUGGACUAGGACGGUCGUGGGCAUAGGCCCAGUGCUUUACAGAAUUUAGGGAAACCUCCCAUUCACUAUAUCAUCCAACCGAUUCAGACUGGUUAUGGAGCUGGAGGUGAGCCGAACCGAGCUGGAAGGUUCCGAUGCUCCCCAGUCUCAGAGACACGAGAGGAGCCUCGGACUUCUCACCACGAAGUUCGUUACUUUGCUGCAGGAAGCGAAGGACGGGGUGCUCGAUCUCAAAGUAGCAGCAGACACCCUGGCCGUCAGACAGAAGAGGCGCAUCUAUGACAUCACCAAUGUACUGGAGGGCAUUGGCCUGAUCGAGAAGAAGUCAAAGAACAGUAUUCAGUGGAAGGGAGCUGGCCCAGGCUGUAACACAAGGGAGAUUGGUGACAGGCUGAUUGACCUGAAGUCGGAGCUUGAAGAUCUGGAUAUGAGGGAAAGUGAGCUGGACCAGCAGAGGGUGUGGGUCCAACAAAGCAUCAAGAAUGUGACCGAGGACACACACAAUAGUCCUCUGGCCUAUGUUAAUCAUGAGGACAUCUGCAGCUGCUUCAAAGGUGAUACCCUCUUGGCGGUGCGUGCUCCCUCUGGUACGCAGCUGGAGGUGCCCAUACCUGAAGCUGUUGAAAACGGUCCGAGGAAGUAUCAGAUCCAUCUGAUGAGUGCUGCUGGGCCCAUUGAUGUUCUGCUCAUCAACAAGGACCCAGUUAACGCAACACCUGUGGUGCUGCCAGUCCCGCCCCCUGAGGAAAUGCUGCAGAACGCCAAGUCUGCUGCAGCCUCUGCAGACACAACCACUAACACACCCACUCACACAUUUGUCGAGACCACCCAGUGUCUGGCCACCGGCAAGCCUAAAGCACAUUCAGCAGCUAAGCCAUCAGACACCUCCAGCACUGAAAAACCUGCUCCACAACCACCAUCAUUGGACACCCGAUCCCUCCAGUCUUCUGCUUCGUUGGACAACAACGUGACUGUCUUUGAACCAAUCAAAUCCGAUUCAUCUGACUUGCUGGAUUUCCCCAAAUACUUUUCUGACAUGUUUGACUCUGCUAAAGAGAUGGUGAGUGCAGAUCUACUAGAGGAACUUAUGGCGUCAGAAGUGUUUUCUCCACUCCUCCGCCUCUCUCCCCCCCCGGGUGACCAUGACUACAUCUAUAACCUGGAUGAGAGUGAGGGCCUCUGCGACCUCUUUGACGUCCCCGUCCUCAACCUUUGACCUCUGAACCUUGCCACAAGGCUCACAUGAAGAGGCCUUUUUUUUUAAGAAAGCCAAGAACAGUUUUUAAACAAUUCUUUGAGUACUAACUAACCGAUGAAGUGGUCUAUUUUUGGAGUCUUGUAAUAUAAGCUGAAUUGAUAAACAAACAGUUUUUGAUAAUUUUCAUACUCUUUAUUUUUGUCACGUCCUCUUCGUUGAUGUCUGAACAGGGAGAUGAUGCAACUUAUCCUGGAGAGCAGCCAUCCCCUACUGGCUUAUAAGCUUUAAUGAUGUCAUGUAAUGUAUUUUUGUAUCUGCUACUGAAGUGGCAGUGGAUGUGUUUUUAGAAGUUGAGUUGUGAUCCAUUUGGAGUGAGUAAAGAUGGCUUGGGUUGAGGGAAGGAUAGUAAAUUAAUGGGAUGCUCAAGGCAAAAUCAUCUGACACCUUGGCACUUAUGUACAUCUGAAACUGUUGGAUAGUAAGCAAUAAGACAAUUCCAUCUAGUUUUUUAGAGGGCAAGGUAGAGCUAUUGCCAUAUCGCAGACUUAUUUGAUCCUUUCAGAUCUACAUGGUGACUAAGGGUAGGGAGGGAUAGGUGCUGUGAGGAGCUUCAUUGUUUGUCUACGGUCAAUGAGCUCUGCAUGUGAGGAGUGCAGCUACUCCAUUGCCCACAUAGUGGUGCUAGAGUCACAGCGGGAAGAGAAGAUCAGCUCCCUCACCUGCCGCAACCUAGUCUCUCCUAUGAGUCAGGCACACAAGACCAGCCACAAUAUACUGACAACAUGUAAAUCCAUUAAAAGCCGUUACCAGUCCUAAUCUAUUGAUACUAUUGAUGAGGCUUCCAGUUCUCUUCAGUUGCUGGUGCAUUUUAUAUCUUGUCUGUUUCUCCCUCUAAGUCUGUGUACAUGUGGAGCACAUUUGUUGUUGUAUUUCUCACAAGUCUCAACACUGAUUUCUAUUGUAAAAUGCUCUUUAUUUUGGUGUAUUUUUAUAGUGAACUGACACUUUCAAGGAACAGUACGGUACACACAUUUUUUUGUCUCUGUUUUUUUUUUUUUACAUCCGAAUCCAGAUUCAACUAUGAUAUGUGUUCGUUCAGGAAGUUCAGAACUGAAUAUUUUUCAAGUUUAGUGUAAAAUCUUCUGUAUCAUUUGUAUUGUUUGGUUGUAUUGCAUAUUGCUGUUUGUAACCUGCUCAUGUUCUGAUGAGUAAAUUCAUGAUUUCACAUCGGGGCGAACUGGAACCAGAAAUCGGCCCUGGGAAUUUUUGUCACCCCGGCCUAUCUGUUCGGGGCCGUAUAUUUUUGGUCAGUGUCUGUGAAAUGGGACAGCAGGAAAUAAGCAAAAUUAUUGUGAGAGAAAUUUAAAUAGAUAUGCUAAACUAUUCUACAGGUGAUAUAUUGGUUCUAUACAUAAAUGUGUUAAUUUUUCUAUAUUAUAGGGGGUUACAAUUAGUAUAUCCCUUAUCUCUUUCAAUUCUGCAAUGUGUAAGUUGCAGAUUGACACUCACACCCGUCUUUGUUAUCCUAUGUGCAAACAAACUCGGCAUGUAGCCACAAAUCUACUGAGUAAACUUGCCUAUAUGUUUUUAUAUGCUAAAUGAGGCUCAGAGGAUAUUCAUUUUAAGAAUGGGCAGUCAUUCCUGAUUACCAAUAUGAAUGAAAAAGAAUAUAUAAAA